AUGACAGAUAUGCAGGACACGAUGUUGCUGGGUAUGGAAGGAAUCAAGAAAACCAUCCUGCACGGAGGGACUGGAGAUAUCCCAAAACUCAUCACCGGGGCAAAGGUAACGUUCCACUUCCGUACCCAGCUGUGUGACGAUGACCGUACAGUGAUAGAUGACAGCAAAGUGGUAGGGACGCCUAUGGAGAUAGUGAUCGGCAACAUGUUUAAACUGGACAUCUGGGAGACCCUGCUGUCCUCCAUGAGGAUCGGUGAGGUGGCUGAAUUCUGGUGUGACAUCACUCACACUGGCAUCUACCCACUUGUGUCCAAGAGUAUGAGGCGCAUUGCAGAGGGCAAAGACCCAGUUGACUGGCACAUCCAUACAUGUGGUAUGGCCAACAUGUUUGCCUACCACAGCCUUGGCUACGACGACCUGGACGAGCUGAUGAAAGAACCAAAACCCCUCUACUUUGUCCUGGAACUGCUCAGAGUGCAGCAGCCCAGUGAGUACAACAGGGAGACAUGGGCUUUGAGUGAUGGGGAGAGGCUGAAGGUGGUCCCUGUGCUCCACGGCCAGGGGAACAAGCUCUACAAACAGGGACACUACCAACAGGCCACACAAAAAUACAAGGAGGCCAUAAUCUGCAUAAAGAAUGUUCAGACAAAGGAGAAAGCAUGGGAGGCCCCAUGGUUGAAGCUGGAAAAGAUGGCCAACACCUUAACCCUUAACUACUGCCAGUGUCUACUGCGCAUGGAAGAAUACUACGAGGCUAUCGAGCACACCAGCGACAUUAUUAACCAACACCCAGGCGUAGUGAAGGCCUUCUUCCUGCGAGGGAAGGCCCACAUGGAAGUGUGGAACGAGGCAGAGGCUCGGCAGGACUUCAGCAGGGUGCUGGACCUGGAGCCCGGCAUGAAAAAGGCUGUCAAGAGGGAGCUGGCCGUGCUCAACAUGCGCAUGGAGGAGAAGAACCAGGAGGACAAGAACAAAUACAAGGGCAUGUUUUGA
Plectropomus leopardus (leopard coralgrouper) is the source of this 993-nucleotide messenger RNA. It is a transcript of the gene aipl1, whose product is annotated as AIP like 1 HSP90 co-chaperone. Gene Ontology annotation, molecular function: protein binding; peptidyl-prolyl cis-trans isomerase activity. The record is from RefSeq and is a predicted model, not a curated record. Lineage: Eukaryota; Metazoa; Chordata; Actinopteri; Perciformes; Serranidae.